AUGGAAGGCUCGUCCACUCGGCAGGGCAGCGGGAUCGGCUUAAUCCUCAUCUCACCUCGGGAAGACUGGAUGCAGCUAUCCACCUUGUUAGACUACCGAGCUACUAAUAACGAAGUAGAGUAUAAGGCAUUGAUAGCUGGCCUGCAAGCAGCUCGGCACGUGGGAGCAGAUAAAGUCCUCAUUCACUCGGAUUCCCAGCUCGUCGCCCAACAACUAUCCGGAGCCUUUGAGAUAAGCAGCACACGGCUAAAGCUCUAUGCAGAGGCUUUUGAAAAGCUAAAGGUCAACUUCCAAGAAGUGGUUAUACAGAAGAUUCCCCGAUCGAAGAACCAAGCAGCGGAUGAGCUAGCAAAGUUUGCCAGUUCGCUAACGUCGAUCGUCAUAGGUCAGCCGAUCGAGCAAGUCUCAUUGGUGGCCCACAUCGACCGUAUGGAGGAAAUCACCUUCCCGAACGACUGGAGGAUGGCCCUGACGAAGUUCUUACAUUCGGGAACUGCAUCUACCAAUCCGGAAGCUACUCGCUUGAUAAAGAAAAGGGUCGGUCGAUUCACAUUGAUCGAUGACCAGCUCUAUAAGAAAGUCUUCUCCCGACCCCUACUCAAGUGCGUCGGACUAGAAGAUGUCGAUUACAUCCUGAAUGAGGUGCACCAAGGUUCUUUCGGAGGUCAUCCGGGCGGUCGUGCAUUGGCCCGAAAAAUACUUUUGGCUGGAUACUUUUGGCCGACCCUCCAGGAGGAUGCCGCUCGGACGGUGGUAACUUGCUUGUCUUGCCAGAAGUACCAGAACAUGUCACACCGACCGACCAAGGAGAUGAAAGCGUCCAUGGUAUCGUGCCCGUUCGACCAAUGGUGCAUGGACAUCGUGGGGCCUUUCCCUAUGACAAUCAGUCAGCGAAAGUUUCUACUGGUGGAGGUGGACUACUUCUUAAAGUGGGUAGAGGCCGAGCCGCUUGCAAGAAUCAUCGAGCAUAUGGUCUCCAAAUUUAUUUGGCAUAACAUUAUCUGUCAAUUUGGAAUCCCACGCCGACUCGUGCCCGACAAUGGGAGGCAAUUUGUUGGUCGGAAGCUCAAAAAAUGGUGUGAAGACUAUGGCAUCCAAUAA
Molecule: messenger RNA, 1101 nt
Organism: Zingiber officinale
Lineage: Eukaryota; Viridiplantae; Streptophyta; Magnoliopsida; Zingiberales; Zingiberaceae
Exons: 1
Coding region: 1-1101 (366 amino acids)
Biological process (GO): DNA integration
Molecular function (GO): RNA-DNA hybrid ribonuclease activity; nucleic acid binding
Source: RefSeq, a predicted model, not a curated record